This is a messenger RNA of Aspergillus sclerotioniger CBS 115572, 2076 nucleotides long. RefSeq lists its product as uncharacterized. The coding region runs from base 247 to 2076 and encodes 609 amino acids. The record is from RefSeq and is a predicted model, not a curated record. NCBI's taxonomy places the organism in Eukaryota, Fungi, Ascomycota, Eurotiomycetes, Eurotiales, Aspergillaceae. The transcript has 2 exons.
CCUCAUCCUUCGCAUUCCGUCUUCCUUUCUGCCUGAUUCAUUCCCUCUUCAAGGACUUCCUGAUCUCCCUUCCUUUGUUGUGUGCCUCGUCGCCAUCCCCAGGGACUGCCAAGCAUCGGGCUCGACGUGAGUCAACUGUAGGAAAGAUUUCUCGUUUAUCGUCUUUCCUUAUCAGGCGCACGUCCUUCAGUCACCCUGAAUCCCCAGGCUGUCAAACCCCCUCAAGGCCUUGUCCCUCCUUCGAUCAUGGCUGCCGACCAGUUGCUUCAGUCCAUCGGUCACUCGACUCCUAGCGAAGAGUGGUUUGACUUUGACAACUCUUUUGAUGUCCCUUAUGGAGGCCUGGGAAGCCAUCCCACUUCGGUUGAUUCGGUCUCUCCCAAGGACCUGGAUCUAACCUUUGCGGACUUUGAUGACUGCAACUGGGGCCCGAAUCCUGGAGUCUGCGGCCAGGAUCUCUUCGCCGAUAUCGUCAACUACGACGCGCCCUGUGAAGGAUAUGUGGGGCAUGCAUUGGAUGCCUCGCAACCUAUGCUAGAUCCCACCGGGUCCUUCCUCACACUGCCGCCAGCACCAAGCCAAGGGCUGAUCGGGUCAGGACUUGGUGACUCGUGGCUACAAGACAUGGGCAGUGCUGACGAUCAAUUCUAUGCCAGCGUCCGACAAAUGGUGGAGCUACAAGCCGCCGCUGAUCCAGGCGCCUUGUCCAUCAAAGAGAAGCGCAUGGAAGCAUCAAUCGCUAUUCAUUUGCAGCGUCUACAAGAAGCAGCGCUGCAGGACCUGGAGAUGUCGUCAAACUCGAGCACGACAUUCCCGUCACCCCGGUGGUCUGAAUCGGCGGGAAGUGUUUCGCAGGGUGGUACUUGUGCAACCCCGGUGACUUCUCCCCCAUCCGAGACAGCCCGGACGCCUGCCUCGAACCCUGAACCUGCAGUUGGAGGGAUGGAACUGGUGCUCGACUUGAAUAUGAACACAACCACCAACCUCCCAAGAAAGCAGAAGCCUCGGUCACAGGCCCAGAAAGAGAACUACAUCAAGGCCAGAAAGUACGGGGCUUGUGAGAAGCACAGGAAGCAACACAAGCGAUGCAACUGCCUUGAGAAGGCCGCUUCUCAUGCCAUUCUCAGCCAACAGGCUGUUUCUACUGCCGACAUGGCAGUCAAGUCGACCGUCAACGCUCAACUGCAUAUCCAUCGCCCUGGCAAUGAACAACUGCUCUUGAGGACGAUACCAGCGUCCGCUAACAAGUCACCUGUCUCGCAGCCGACAGGGGGCUUGGGACCAAGGGAAGAUCAAUCCGUCCAGCUUCGGCAUCCCACCCGCGUGUCAUGCACCAGUUCCUCGAUGGAUCCUCGAUAUGGACACCACUCGCCACGCUCGGUCCGGCCAAUCGCAAGCUGUCAAAGCACUGUUGGCUGUCCGAACACGGGCCAGCCAACUCCAAGGUCGCCGGUGUCCUGGCGCAGCGCCGAUCUGGUCAACUCCACGCCGGGGAGACUGCAAACCUCUUCGACAUCCAGUCAACCGGACCAGAAGUCGCACGCUGCAACCCAUGGCCGACGCCACGUUCAAGCACCCGGCCGUCUACGGACAGUCCAGGCUGUUUCCACUCGCUGGCGCGCGUCAGUGGAGACGUCAGUCCUAUCCACCCCCAACGCAUCUGUCGAUGCAAUUGCCAUACCCAGGUCCAGCUCGUUGGUCCACGCAUCUACGAUCAGAUCCAGGCCCAACGACAACCAUGCCGAAAGGGGAAACCGGACGGUAUACGAAACAUUCAAGCAACUUUGGUCUCCCCAACCAGGAGACCAAGCCAUGUCCACACGGCAUGUUGCAACCCACCGUUUCUUGGAUGUACCAGCCAACGAUGUCCACGACCAAUCUGUGUCAAGGACUAUUGUCUGGCGGGUACUUCAAAGCGUGUUUCCGGUUUCUCGCUUCCUGGAAUUGUCAAUUUUCUUCGCUUCUCGGCUGAGUUCAUGUUUUGGCAGAUCUGGAGGUUUCUCCAGAUUUGGCAAAUCCGUCAUGAUCUCUUUCAAUAAGCAUUGGCUGAUGGGGAAAGGAAUGAGCUGGUGCUGA